AUGGGAAGUAAUUAUGACUACACAUACGAAUACGAACUAACUGAUUCAAACAAACACAAUCGAACUAAUCGUGAUAAUACCGGACGUCAUACUCAAAGAACAGCUGGAAAUCAACCAAAUUUAACUGCAGCCCAUUCAACAUUCAGUCGUUCAAGUAAUAUGGAUCCUUUAGUGAACUUACAACAUGAUCGUAUUUGGCAUAAACUUUAUGAUCCACCUGAGGCAGAUAAAACAACACACGAAAAUGAAGUGCAGAUUUAA
Messenger RNA from Rotaria sp. Silwood2, 261 nucleotides. Lineage: Eukaryota; Metazoa; Rotifera; Eurotatoria; Philodinida; Philodinidae. The record is from the annotation of a GenBank genome assembly.